Sparassis crispa is the source of this 774-nucleotide messenger RNA. RefSeq lists its product as hypothetical. The transcript has a single exon. The record is from RefSeq and is a predicted model, not a curated record. NCBI's taxonomy places the organism in Eukaryota, Fungi, Basidiomycota, Agaricomycetes, Polyporales, Sparassidaceae. The coding region runs from base 1 to 774 and encodes 257 amino acids.
AUGGAUCCGGAACCUCCAGCACCUCCAGCAAUCCAGCCGAGAUUGCUGUCUGACCCGGGUCUUGAAGUUUGCCCUGACUUCUCCUCCCCUUUGUACAACUUGAUGGUCGAAGCCUUCUCCCACAGCCAGAACAUUGCUCAAAUAGAAGCAAUCCACCAACUAGUUGAUGCAUGGAAACUCGAGAAUGAUGCGCGCAAAGAAGCCUGGGCACUGCAACUCCAAGCAGACAGGGACAUCGAGGCAGCCGCGGAAGUGCAACACCUCGCUGCUCAGGAAGCACAGCAGCUUGCAGAGCUCGAGCUAGCGGAAGCAGAGCGCAAGGAAGCCGAAAAGAAAAAGCCUAAAAUCGGCAAUUUCACUGAGAACGAGACCCCUCCCGAUUUCAUCUCUGCCAGGCCGUCCGCGUACGCAUUAGAGAAAGUCAGGAAAUUUGAGUACGUCGAGCUAUGGUACUUUUCGAAAGAGGGUUGGGAUGACGCAUACGAGGCGCAACACUCUACCGCUGACGACGCCUUCAGCAUCACUCGCGUGGAAAACGUCAUGGCCCUCAAGCCCAUCAUGUCAUCUCGGGCCUCGCGCAACAUUGUGAAAGAUCAAGAUUUGACAUGGAGACAAAUGUCGAUGGCAAAGGCUCAAUAUCUCUUCGAGAUUAGAAAGGCAGACUGGCCACCUAAACAUUACACCACCAUCCUCAAUUUUUUCUUCGCUCUCGAGAAUCACGAGUACCGCAGAUGUGACAAUGGGGAGAUCUCUCUUCUUCAUUACCAAGCAUGA